AUGUAAUAUGGUAAAAUAGGAGAGGAUUUAUCGAGAUCUAAAAUUGAAAUACUUGAAGACUUUGCUAGAGAGUCUGUUGAAUCAUUAGAUAGUUUAUUACCACAAUUUCAUUGUCACGAUUUAUAAUAAUUGGAAGUAGAAAGGCGAGUGGUGGGUUAUUUAAAAUCAUUAGGUCUUAAAUUUAAGACUGAUCCUACAUCAAAAGAAUAAGAGUUUUAGUAUAAGUUUCAUUAAUUUAGUGAAUAACCAAAAUAGAGAAAUAUAAUUUUUUAACAGGUGAUAGGAGAAUCACCAAUGAUUAAUACUAUAUAAAUAAUAAAAUUUGGCAUGGAUCAAAGUAAUUCAAAAAGAGAUUCUGGAACUGUAUUAAGUCCAUUUUUACUAGGCAAGUAAAGGUCAUUUGAAAUUUGA
This is a messenger RNA of Paramecium primaurelia, 411 nucleotides long. The record is from the annotation of a GenBank genome assembly. NCBI's taxonomy places the organism in Eukaryota, Ciliophora, Oligohymenophorea, Peniculida, Parameciidae.